CCCGUGUUGGUGCUGAAGGUCUGCAGCCCUCACUUUGAAAAAAAGGUCAGUUCAGAGCUUGGGCUGGAACUCUCAUCAUUCAACCCCUCUUCUGUGGCUGGCCCAGUGCUAGGCCAUGUUGGGGACUCUGCAGUGAUCGAGGCAGCCCUUUACCCAGCCUGGGAGUCAGGGAGGGCUUCCUGCAGAAGGAGACAUUGGAGCUGAGACCUGGAGGAUGAUAAGGAGUGAGCUGAGAGGAGAAGACCUUGCUUGUAUCUCCAGUGCCUUGAACCCCGCCUCCUGGCAUCGAUCAUUAAUUCACAAGCAGCCCCCGAUCUGUGCCAGGCCCAGGGUGCUGAAGAUACAAGAAUGAUCAAAAUGACUGUGCCCUCAUGAGCUUCUGGUCUGGCAACUAGUCAUCAGCUAGUUGCACAGAUGGUAACAGCUGACCAAGUGCCAGGCACUGUUUGAAGCACCUUCGACACUGGCCAUGGACCAGCCAGCUGGCCUGCAGGUGGACUACGUCUUCCGGGGUGUGGAGCAUGCCGUGCGGGUGAUGGUGUCUGGGCAGGUGCUAGAGCUGGAGGUGGAGGACCGGAUGACGGCCGACCAGUGGCGGGCCAAGUUUGAUGCCAGCUUCAUCGAAGAUUUGACUCACAAGACAGGGAACUUCAAACGGUUCAACAUCUUCUGUAACAUGCUGGAGUCGGCCCUCACCCAGAGCAGUGAGUCGGUUACCCUUGACCUGCUGACCUACACAGAUCUCCAGUCCCUGCGGAACCGAAAGAUGGGGGGCUGCCCAGGCCCCUUGGCCUGGAGAUCGGCCCAGCUCAACUCCAAGCGCUACCUGAUCCUCAUCUACUCUGUGGAGUUUGACAGGAUUCACUACCCGCUGCCCCUCCCGUACCAGGGCAAACCAGACCCUGUGGUCCUGCGGGGCAUCAUUCGCUCACUAAAGGAGGAGCUGAGCCGCCUUCGAGGGCUGGAUGGCCAGGACACUCGGGACAGCCGGGAAACUGAGAUCUGGCAUCUGCGGGAGCAGGUGUCGCGCUUGGAGGCUGAGAAGCGCGAGCUGGAGGUCCAGCUGGGCAGAUCGUGCGAAGAGGCGCUGGCCGGGCGGGCGGCGCGCCAGGAGGUCGAGGCGCUGCGCGGGCUCGUGCGCGGCCUGGAGCUGGAGCUGCGGCAGGAGCGCGGCCUCGGGCACCGCGGGUCCGGUCGCCGAAGCCAGGAUUGCCGCCGCCUGGCCAAGGAGCUAGAGGAGGUGAAGGCGUCGGAGCGGAGCCUGCGUGCCCGGCUGAAGACGCUGAACACCGAGCUGGCAAUGUACAAGAGGGGGAGACGGACUACACCGGUGGUGCCGCCCUCGGCCCGGGAAGAUCGGAUUUCGACGUCUCGGGAGCGCUCCACGUCGCGUGGCCGUGGCGCUGCCCGCUCCUCAUCCCGGGAGAGCGACCGCGGGAGCCGGGGUCAAGGCCGCCCUGCCCGCCGCCCCUCGCCCUCACCCACAGGUGGUCGCGCGCCCCGUUUCGACCCGACAGCCUUUGUGAAAGCCAAGGAGAAGAAGCAGAGAGCGAUCAAGAUGAAGCAGCAGCAGCAGCGAAACCGAUUGGGCAGCGGAGGAAGCGGGGACGGUCCAUCCAUCUCCUGGUCUCGGCAGACGCGACCCCCCGCAGCCGUGACCGGUCGAGGAGAGGCGGCUAACCGCUCCCGAAACCGCAGCUCCUCGGUGGACAGUUUCCGCAGCCGCUACUCGUCCGCCAGCUCCUGCAGCGAGUUCGAGGAUUUCUCUGAAUCCCUCCCUAGAGGCGUUCGUCGCCGGGGGAAGCCGCCCAGCCCCACCACCUGGAGUGGGUCCAAUACGCAGCAGAAGCCUAGCCCCCUGGAACGCGGCCGCCAUCAGAGACGCCUGGCCGAUUCGGGGGGCCGGGUCCCCAUCAAAGAGUACAGCUCAGACCACCAGGCAGCUGACAUGGCCGAAAUCGACACCCGCCUGAAGGCCUUGCAGGAAUACAUGAACAGACUGGACAUGCGCUCGUGACCUCGGAGAGAGACUACUGCCCCUCUAAUGGAUUCGGAUGGAUUCGGCGUGAGGGGUGGGGCCGGUGUGUCCUGGCUCCGCCCAGGCCCCGCUCCUUCUGGUGCUCUUGGGGUCUCAGGUGUGUGAGGCCCCAACCCCUACGUCUCCCGCAGGCACUACAUUCUGGGAGGGAGGGUAAGUGUGUUUUGUAAAUAAACAUAUGUGCCC
Messenger RNA from Kogia breviceps (pygmy sperm whale), 2224 nucleotides. NCBI's taxonomy places the organism in Eukaryota, Metazoa, Chordata, Mammalia, Artiodactyla, Physeteridae. The record is from RefSeq and is a predicted model, not a curated record.